AUGGCUGCGUCUCAAGAAUUUUACAAAUCAAAACGCGCGACCAUCAAGGGAAAACUCACAAGAAUAGCGAACUUCCUUAAGAGUUUUGAUGAGAAAAGUAACACUUUUGCUGAAAUCAAAGCGCGUCAAACGGAAUUGGAGAAAAUAUUCACUAGUUUUGAUGAAGUUCAAUCUGCGAUCGAGGAAUUCGAUUAUGAGUUAGCCGAGAAAAGGGCAGCCCACGAAAAGGAUAGGGAAGAAUUUGAGGCAAAAUACUUCUCUACAACAUCACAAAUGGAAGCUCUUUUAACCAAGGACUCGAUAAGAACGUCAGAUAAUGAAAAGCCGCGUGUGAAAUUACCACAGUUGGAGAUCCCAAGGUUUGGAGGUGAUCUACAGCAAUGUCGACAGUCGACGAGGGCAACUUACCAG
This is a messenger RNA of Iphiclides podalirius (scarce swallowtail), 411 nucleotides long. The record is from the annotation of a GenBank genome assembly. NCBI's taxonomy places the organism in Eukaryota, Metazoa, Arthropoda, Insecta, Lepidoptera, Papilionidae.